CUUCCGCCGGUCAAGUCGCUCCUUCUCGGCGGCUCCCAGGUCAUCCUGGGUGCUCAGUCCUACUUUGGCGGCCUCGACGCCGGCAAUGCACCCUCCUGUUCGAACCCUCAAUUGAGCUGUCACAACACCUCAGUCGUCGAGGAUCUAUGUUGUUUCAACUACCCAGGCGGUCAGAUGCUACAAACACAGUUCUGGGACACCAAUCCUCCCACUGGGCCUGACGAUGCCUGGACCAUCCAUGGGCUCUGGCCCGAUCGCUGCGACGGCAGCUACGAAGCCAACUGCGAUGACAGCCGCGCAUAUCACAACAUCAGAGAGAUCCUCGAAUCCUUCGGCGCUACCGAUCUCCUGUCCAAUAUGACCAUGUACUGGAAGGAUUACAAAGGCAAUGAUGAGAGUCUCUGGAUGCACGAGUGGAGCAAGCACGGCACUUGUGUGUCUACGCUCGAUCCCGACUGCUACUCCUCAUACCGCAGUAAAGAGGAGGUCGUCGAUUAUUUCGCUGCUGCUGUUUCGCUUUACACCCAACGUCCUACCUACCAAUGGUUGCUGGAUGCUGGUAUCGAACCAAGCACUUCCAAGUCAUACACCAGAGACCAGAUCCAGACUGCUCUCAGCUCAAGACACGGCCGUCCAGUCACUCUGGGCUGCAAGGGCGGUAAGCUGGACGAAGUGUGGUACCACUUCGAGGUCCGUGGCAGCGUCCAGACUGGUGUCUUCGAGGCUGCGGACCCUGAUGGAGGAAAGAGCACCUGCCCAUACAGCGGUAUUCGCUACCCUCCUAAGGCUGCUAAGGGAGGCCGUCCUUCACCCACAGCCACCCGCACUCGUACCCACGUUCCUGAACCUACUGGACCUGCAUUCAGUGGUAGAGGCAACCUCGUUGCCAAAACUGGUGGCAGAUCCAAGGGCUGCAUCAUCUCUGGUGGUUCUUGGUACGACACUAGAAGUUGUGCGAGGUUCCAUGCUACCCAGGAAGGAGAUGGUUUCAGCCUGGAGAGCUCAAAGGGUAAAUGUGCAGUUGUUGAUGGCAUGUUCAGCUGUUCUUCUGCUGUCGACAAGGCUACAGUGUUCACAAGCAAAGAUGAAUCAUUG
Messenger RNA from Aureobasidium namibiae CBS 147.97, 1095 nucleotides. Its product is annotated as ribonuclease M. Gene Ontology annotation, cellular component: extracellular region. Gene Ontology annotation, molecular function: ribonuclease T2 activity; RNA binding. The record is from RefSeq and is a predicted model, not a curated record. The transcript is spliced from 2 exons. Lineage: Eukaryota; Fungi; Ascomycota; Dothideomycetes; Dothideales; Saccotheciaceae. Gene Ontology annotation, biological process: RNA catabolic process. The annotation marks the transcript as partial.